CCAAAUGGAUCGGUGGGCUGGAGGAAAUUAAUGUGCAGGAUGGAUUAACGUCUCACAAAGCAGAUUAAGCCACCAAGAAAUUGACAGAAAAUCAAAAUUACCAAAUUACUGGCAGUGCUCAUCAUCACCACAACCUCACACCUGCAGUGGCAGGGUCAUGCUUUGGGGCUGUUUUUGUUCGGCUGGAACUGGGACGUCAGCCAACACCAAAGAAAUUAUGAACAGUUCCAAAUAGCAGUCAUCGUGAGCAAAAACACGUCAGGCUUCUGUGAAAUAACAAAAUAAAUAAAUGACUACAUACAUACAUAACAAUGUAUGUGACUAGUUAAUUUUGAACUCAGCUACAUCCCCUGUUCUACCAAGGGAGUACACACGUGUGCCACCAGAUGAUAUCUGUUUAUUUUUACAUCUCCUCUCAAAAGAUUUUUUCCCCAGUUGAGUUGAACACGUUUUUGGUCAUGUUAAUGGUGAGAUAAAUUUUGAAAUAAUUGAACAAGGUCGAAGCUUUGUCACAGAAAUCUGUUAUUUGAACAGGGGUAAUGACGCACAGUGUUAGGGUGGCUUACAAAAAUAUUAGAUGCACUUUUUAGAAAUGGAAUGUGUCUCGCUUUUGAUUAUCAUCUUGGCCUACUACAGAAAAUAUUUAAUAUUACUCAUGAUGAUGGUACUUGGAAGUUGUGAACCCCGGCGGUGCUGCAUUUUGGGUUCACCAUUGGAGGAAUUCAGCAAAAUAUCAUUUUUGUCAAUCAGAAAGUACAUGCAUAUUAUAGAUUCACUCGUUUGAAUUGAACUACAACAAUAAAGUCUCCAACAAUAUUCAGAUUUAUCGAGAUGCACAUGUAAAAAGACCAGCAUUGCUUAUCAUUGAGGGGGAAAAAGCACAUGCGAUUUGUUUAUUUGAAAAUUUCCACCGUGACGUCACGCGCCGCAAGCGCAGACUCGGGAAGCCGCAUCUCACGCUUACCCCGGUGACGUCAUCGGACACCGAACGAGAAAAGGUCUGCGGGGGGCACGUUUCCCACUCGCCUGUGACGUCACCUUUUGUCGCUUCGCCACUGGGGGCUUUAUUAAAAGGAAAUAAAAGAACAUGUAUGGUCAGGUGGAGAGAACGUGUCUGUUAGAAGUGCGCUAUGUCCGGGUCUGUGUAUUUGGUGUUUCUGCGGAUCACUCAAUAAACGUGAAUCGGACCCUUUUCUUCUUCUUUUACUUCUUUUAUUGGACCGAUGUAGGGGUGGGCAGCAAUGGAGGAGCUCAUUAAACCGGAAGCCAUCGUGGAAGCCGUGAAGGCGCGCGUCAGCCAGAUCUCCGCCCCUCAGAGAGCGCUACUCGUGGCCGGCACGCCCGACUCCGAAACCAAGGCCAUCCUGGUGGACACCAUCACUGAGGUGAUCCAAAAGAUUACGUCAGACGUGGUAAAGCACCUGCAGCCGGUCUUCAUCGAGCACCUGCGAGGCCACGCGUCCCAGGCGCAGGUUAACAUGGCGAUUGACAGGUGCAGCCCAAGGCUCAGCGAAUGCAUCACGGAGACAUUCUCGGCUGCGUUGGACAGUCCGCCGCAGAAGUGCGAGGGUGUCAUGGAGCUCACCUCCCUCAUGGAGUCCGAAGUCAAGCACCGGGUCAACUCGGCCUUGUCGGUGGCCAAAAGCACAACCGAAUGGCCCUCGGAGCCCACCCUCCUCAUCCGAGGCACCAUGUCCAGUGUGGCCAACCUGGCCUCCAUCUUCCGCAAGGCCGUGGAAUACUUCCGGCAUGUGUUCGCGCGGGCUCGAACCCCACGCCAGUUGCUAUGCGGGAGCUCCGACAUGAAGGUCAACGAGAUGACAGACUCCGUGAGGCGGAUCCUUCUCAAGUGGUCCAACCCGAAGGAGGCGAAGGCGCCCGAUGUGGUGGACCCGGUCAUUUUGGAGGACGCGCACUCAGCGGCGGUCGAUAUCACCAGAACCAUCACUCAGGACACUUACGGCGGUUCCGGGGAUGCGUGCGUGCGCGGCGAGGCUCGCAUCACACGCUUCAACCUAAACUGGAAGCUGAUUUUAAAGAAAGUGAAGAACUUCUUCAAGACCCUUGAGAGGCAAUCCGGGGUCGCCGGCAAGAGAAUGCAGCGGCUCCGUUUCUUCCGCUUCGCUCGCAUGCAAUUCGCGCGCAUGCUCGGAUCACUCAAGAGCUCCUUCAAGAACCGGGACGCGUGCCUGGUGUCGCUCACGCCGGACCGCCGGUCCCGGACCGACGACAGUGGCAGCAGCCCGACCGUCGUGGGCAGCGACGGCCCCAAGUUGCCGGAGCUGCGGCCAGCCUACCGGACGAGCACGCUGGCUGUCCGGCAGUCCCAGCACCCGGUCUUCGACUUCGACUCCAUCCAGGAGAGCGUCGAUAAAUUAUACAACGAAUUCAGCCAGAUGGAUGUUCCGGACCGGGCCGGGAAAGUCAAGCGGUACAUUGACGAGAAGAUCGGGAGCUUCUCCGAGGGCCUCACGUCCCAGUUGUAUGCCUACGUCAUGUCUUGUCAGAAUGACGUGUACGAGGUGCCUUCGAGCCGCCCGAGGACACCCUUAAUGGACACGGUCCUCUGGGGCCGACGGGGGAAGAUCCACUGGGAUGGUCAGAUCUUCUCUCCGGAGGUGCUGUACGCCAUGACUGAGGAUGCCGUGUGGAGGUUCCUGCAGCAGCUCUUCCUCUGGCUGGAGAUGGAACCCGCCAACGAGGAGACAUAUGCGGACGAGGUGUCCGGCGCUCUCACGGACAUCAACCAGCUGGUGGAGAAAGCCAUGACCCCGCAAACCACCGCCAGUGAAGAACUCCCCCCAGAGGAACAGGUGGUCCCCAAGCUGGAUUUGGAACAGUCCUCGGAGGCCUCCACGUCCACGCUGCGCACCACUACCCCGGAGAUCCGAACCCGCACACCGAAGCUGCGCACUACCACUCCUGACUUGCGCACCGGCACCACGCCGGAAUUGCGCAGCGGCACCACGCCAGACGUGGGCACCACCAGCGACGAGGUGCUGUCCGAGCCGGAGUCCGACAAUAUCCCGGCGUUGCAGGAGAAGCUGACGCGCCUUCUGGUGUACACGCUGGUCACGCAGCUGGACCAGAGGCUGCAGCGCAAGCGCAAGACUGGUGUGCGCAUAGAUGCCCUCGUCCUCGUCAUCGAGCGGCUCCUCUACCGGGCCCUGGAAGAGAUCAGCCCCCGCCACAUCGAGGACAUCCGGACCUUGGCCAGCAUGGACCAGGUGGUCACGCCAGUGGUGAAGGACCUCAUGGUAGAGUUCGGCACCCCUCACAGACUGGUGGAGGCCGUAUUUUCGGACGACCCCAUGUUCGACGACGCCGUCUUCCGGCACCUCAAGAUCCACAUCAGCGCCCUCAAAGAUCCACCCAAGCGGGCUAACAUCUUCUCGAUUGUGAUCAAAGCUUUGACCAUGCUACGCUUCAUGGGGAGCUCCAUUUGACGUCACUUCCAGAUGUGGAAGUCCCUACAGUAUAUGCUGCACCUGUGUGACAGGUUCAAAAGAGACAUUACAGGUAAUUGGCAUUGGGUACACCCGGACACUCUUGUGAUUUAAGACAAUGCGCAGUUCUGAUUGACACUGUCAGAGGUGAUAACUUCUAUUUAUUCUCGUGAAAGGUUGGUGCAAUGCAUCAUUAAUAAUACUUAAUUUAGCUACAUUAGUGUCAAAAUAUUCAACAAAGCCAGAGUGUAGUGCAGUAAUAAACAUUUUAAAUAUACAAUUCAGAUUAUAUUACUCAUAAGAAUAUGGAUGUAUCAUCUUGUUGACUACAUAUAAAAGCGCAGUAAAGUUUCAAUAUGCUCAAUUUAUGUCCUUCACAGAAGAAUCCACUUACUCCAUAUCCCCACUCAAGUCUCAUUUUGGCACUCCAAUGCAAGAGUUGUCCCUUAUAUAAUUACUGUAGUUUAACUACAGUAAUAACAUUUCUGACAGUGUCAAUUAAAUCAGCAUAUGGGUAUUUAGCACCUAAUGUUUCAGAUCAGGAUUUUGUAUUAAGACAUUACCAUUCAUAGCAUCCUUGAAAUUCUCUCUCUCUCUCUCUCUCUCUCUCUCUCUCUCUCUCUCUCUCUCUCUCUCUCUCUCUCUCUCUCUCUCUCUCUCUAUAUAUAUAUAUAUAUAUAGACUGGACAACAGGAUACACAAAAAAACAUUUUUUUUAACGGCAGAAAAUGUCGCCAGGUGUGCAGUAAUGUCCCUGCAGGUGCUAUACAAGUGACAGUGCUGUGAAUGCUGGGUAAAAAUUGGGGCUGAGAGCCUACUGCGCAGCUAAACGUUGAGGGCAUUUGAGUUGCUUUUGAACUACAACCCAUCUGGUUGCGGCAGGAAUGAAUGGCAAAUUAAUUUUUUUUUUCUUAAUUUUGAAACUGUAGAGCUCACCUUUUUUAACCGUACACCCCCCCCCCCCCCAUAAUAUCUGCUACACCUGCAAAACACGAUUUGUAUACGGUAAUCUAUUUUGUAUUUCUAAUAAUAACCCAGUUCUACACAACAGAUAACUGGAGCCACAGUCCAAAUUACAUUGACAUUGUACGACAAGGUUGUCCUGAUCCAAUGACGUAAUUUCAACAUCUGAUUUCUUGAUUUCUAAAGGUAGCAAAUAAAGCUAUGCAAUAUGCGGAUGGAUAGUGAAGUGUGAAGUAAACAUCUGCUGUAUGAUAUAUCCCUUUAUUGUUUAUAUUGUUAUUUUGACAUGUUGGGUUUGGUUGAUCCACUAAUUCAAGAACAACAGUCGCUUUUCCAUUUUGUCGUCAUUCUUCAAUCUGCAGGCAUGACCAAUCUCCACUAGCUAAAUUCAACAGCUGCAUCCGUGUAACAGUUGGUUUGAAUGUAAAUUGAUUCGUCAUUCCUGGAGAGUGGGGCUGGAAGAUGACAUGUGACUUAAUGUUUUGCACUGUGCAAAAGUACGUUCAUUUAACCUCUCUAAUCAAGAGCCUUCAGGACUUUUUGCAUUUCACUUGGGUUUUUUAGGAGUGUUUGUGGGGCAGUGCGAAAGGUCAACAGCGCAAGCUGGCCCCUAUUUGGAAGUGCUUGCUCAGUAGCCUAGCAGGAAGGAACAAUGAGGCUUUUCCCACUGGUUGGUCUAUUGCUAAUAGCACUCUAACAUCACUCACCCAAUCCCUCUCCUAUUGGAUACACUUUUCCGACAUCAUUGCGACGGCACGUUAAUCGGCAACCUUGCAUGCUGCGACUCCAUGCGGUGAAUAACUAAGUGCAGUAAGAUUAAGAUAACAUUUAUUUGUGCCACACUGGGGAAAUUUACAGCCUACAGCAGCAAGAAUGUGGGUAGAAAGAAGAAAGAAGAAAAAAACCAAACAACGUUCAAUUAAGUGCAAUAUAAAUACAAAAUGGAUAAAUCGCAGUGCUAUAUACAAUUGUUUUUCACAUCAUUUAAUUAUUAUUAUUAUUAUUAUUGUUAUUAUUUUUAUUCAGCAGCCUGACAGCAGUCAGUAGGAACGAGCGUCAGUAUCUCUCCUGGAAGAAAAGGCCUAAAAGUAGCAGCAGCAGGUCAUUUGGCAGCCUGAGCUUUUAAUGCACUUGAAUCUCAAUCAGGGGCACUG
Messenger RNA from Hippocampus zosterae (dwarf seahorse), 5563 nucleotides. RefSeq lists its product as uncharacterized. Bases 1242 to 3446 code for a protein of 734 amino acids. The record is from RefSeq and is a predicted model, not a curated record. The transcript is spliced from 2 exons. NCBI's taxonomy places the organism in Eukaryota, Metazoa, Chordata, Actinopteri, Syngnathiformes, Syngnathidae.